GUGGCUCCUGCGCUUGCGCGAGUCCUCGGAGUCCUUGGCGCCGCCGCCGCUGCCGCCUCGGAGACUUGGCGGACGGGUGAACCUCUGGGGUGGUCCGGGCCGACGCCGGUGGCGGCAACGACCACAGCGCCAACAUGCAGAGCUGGAGCCGCGUCUGUUGCGCUCUCGCCCAGAGAAGCCAUUUUAGUCGGAUUCGACAUAGCUUACAAGGCAUUACUGCAGUUCCAUUAAGAACCUAUGCGGACCAAGUUGAUGCAGACAUUACUGUUGUUGGAUCUGGCCCAGGGGGUUAUGUUGCAGCAAUCAAAGCUGCUCAGCUUGGUUUUAAGACUGUCUGUGUGGAAAAAAAUGAAACACUAGGUGGAACUUGUUUGAAUGUUGGAUGCAUACCUUCAAAGGCCUUGCUAAACAAUUCACACCUAUAUCAUUUGGCCCAUGGAAAAGACUUUGCUAGUAGGGGAAUUGAAAUUACAGGACUCAGGUUGAAUUUAGAGAAGAUGAUGGAGCAGAAGAGUGGUGCAGUGAAGUCUUUAACAGGUGGAAUUGCUCACUUGUUUAAACAGAAUAAGGUGAUGCAUGUGUCUGGGUUUGGAAAAAUAACUGGCAAAAACCAGGUCACAGCAACCAAAGAUGACGGCAGCACUCAAGUUAUUAAUACAAAGAACAUUCUCAUAGCUACAGGCUCAGAAGUAACACCUUUUCCAGGGAUUACGAUUGAUGAGGACACAGUUGUUUCAUCUACUGGUGCUCUGUCUUUGAAACAAGUCCCUGAAAAAAUGGUGGUGAUUGGUGCAGGGGUCAUUGGUGUGGAACUGGGUUCAGUCUGGCAGCGUCUGGGUGCAGAUGUGACAGCUGUGGAAUUCUUGGGCCAUGUUGGUGGAUUGGGCAUUGAUAUGGAGAUUUCUAAGAAUUUCCAGCGUAUUCUCCAGAAACAAGGACUGAAAUUUAAACUAAAUACUAAGGUUACUGGUGCUAUCAAGAAACCAGAUGGAAAGAUUGAUGUGUCUAUUGAAGCUGCUGCUGGUGGCAAGGCAGAAGUAAUUACUUGUGAUGUGCUUCUAGUUUGUAUUGGUCGGCGUCCUUUUACAAAGAAUCUUGGUCUGGAAGAUGUGGGCAUUGAACUAGAUAACAGGGGUAGAAUUCCAAUCAACAACCGGUUCCAAACCAAAAUUCCAAACAUCUAUGCUAUAGGCGAUGUUGUUGCUGGACCGAUGCUUGCGCACAAAGCUGAAGAUGAAGGGAUUUUGUGUGUUGAGGGAAUAGCUGGAGGUGCAGUUCACAUUGAUUACAACUGUGUGCCCUCAGUCAUUUACACACACCCUGAAGUUGCCUGGAUUGGCAAAUCUGAAGAACAGCUGAAAGAGGAGGGAAUAGAAUACAGGGUUGGCAAGUUUCCUUUUGCUGCGAACAGCAGAGCUAAGACUAAUGCUGACACAGACGGCUUGGUAAAGAUACUAAGUCAGAAGUCAACAGACAGGAUGCUCGGAGCUCAUAUUCUAGGCUCAGGUGCUGGAGAAAUGAUUAAUGAAGCUGCUCUUGCAAUGGAAUAUGGAGCAUCUUGUGAAGAUGUAGCCAGAGUUUGUCACGCACACCCAACUGUUUCUGAAGCCUUCAGGGAAGCCAACUUAGCAGCCUCAUUUGGCAAAGCUAUCAACUUCUAAAGUGAAGGGAAAUCCACAAUGUACCACGCACAUUUUCCUGUAAAAAUUGACUAAAGGCUCUGUGGAAAACAGGGUCUUUUGGACUUAACUCAGUGAACUUUUGUUUAAAAGUAACAUAUUUAAAACAAGUAGGGGUUUGGGGAAAAUCACCCAACAGUUGUAUAUUAAAGGUAUUUGCAUUACUGCUUGUUUGUACAGUCUUAAGUUUUGCAUAAGACAAACUGCAGAGGUGACAGCUCAAGGCUGUAGAGCAAUUACAUGGUUCCAUCAUGUACCUGGACAAAAUACAAUGGCUAAUAUUAUCUGGUCAUGUUGCUUUGUCAUUGCUGAGGAGUUGAUAUUGCCAUGUCAUGACAUAAAGUAUGCUCCUGUUACCUUUGUACAAUACUCUUGGAAAUUUGAUGAAAGCAGAUUUCAUCAUAGCACAAACUUUUAGUUAUUUUGAAUUAAAUCUACACUUAUUUUAAGCUUUUUUCCCCUAAUUAUGGUGCAGUGGACUUUUAAAAAGAAUGAAAUUGAUUUGGCUGUAAGAAUAUUAAUAAUCCAGGCUUUUUGCAUAUUGGGAGCACUUCUAUUUUAGUGGAACUUUGUAAAGUAACAUGAAGGUGUUAAGAAAAAAUAAAAUUGAAUGUCAAAGCAAUUGCCAAAAACCUUUUCAUGCUCAAUUUUACUUGUGAAGCUUCUUGGUUGCAAAAUUUUAAAAAUAUUUCUGGAGUGGCAAGUGAAAAAUUGCAAGUGGCUAAAUAAUUUCACUUGGAAUGGUUGGAUACUCUGUACAGAGAUGAGUUUUUAAAUUCUCCUGUACCAUGUGCUGGCUACACAGUUCACCUGUUGUAGCUUUUAAAUGCCUUGGCAUAGUGCCCUGUGAUGGUUUUUUUCUUAAUAGUAGAGUAUGAAUGGUAAUGUUCAGCAGCAAGGUUUGUAGAGAUUUUCCCCUGCCCCCCUCACUCCCACCGUUUUCAACACGUGUUGUACUUGGUAAGAGGAAUGCUAAGCUAAGAGUUAAAUGUAUUUGCUGGAUAUGUCUUAACGGAGAAAUAAAUUGGUCACUGUAGGGACUGGGUCAGGGGUUGUGGAAUUAUGAUUGGAAUACAAACAGAGAAAUGUUUAAGAAACACUAUCACAAAGCAAGCACUUUCUCAAGGUUCCCUGUAUAUGUUGAAUGAUUAUUUUAGUACUACUAUGACAAAACAAUCACUACAUGAUAUAUUAGUAAGUAAGAUACCACCUGGAAAUAAAACAUGUCAUGUAAACUA
Messenger RNA from Varanus komodoensis (Komodo dragon), 2917 nucleotides. RefSeq names its product dihydrolipoamide dehydrogenase (gene DLD). Gene Ontology annotation, cellular component: oxoglutarate dehydrogenase complex; mitochondrion. The record is from RefSeq and is a predicted model, not a curated record. Gene Ontology annotation, molecular function: flavin adenine dinucleotide binding; dihydrolipoyl dehydrogenase (NADH) activity. The transcript is spliced from 14 exons. Bases 135 to 1661 code for a protein of 508 amino acids. Lineage: Eukaryota; Metazoa; Chordata; Lepidosauria; Squamata; Varanidae.